Molecule: messenger RNA, 4162 nt
Organism: Cucurbitaria berberidis CBS 394.84
Lineage: Eukaryota; Fungi; Ascomycota; Dothideomycetes; Pleosporales; Cucurbitariaceae
Exons: 4
Coding region: 500-3754 (1084 amino acids)
Source: RefSeq, a predicted model, not a curated record
CUUCGAGACGUGCUCGUCCCAAAAUGAACGCCGUUUGACGCCGCCAUGGUCCGAAGAGCUCCUCAUAGUUCAGCUACCCUGGUUGCCAACCAGGCCCAAGCUCUACGAGCCUCUCGCUUCUUGCAACCCGCGGGAGCAAUGGAUCAUCUGGUCAAGGCGUGCUGAUGCUCUUUUAUGGCCGACAUGCACCCUCGCCUGCGCCUGCCAGCCGGUUUCUGCACCUUCUCUAGCAUUUACGCCUACGUGUCUGAGCUGACUUUCUUUUCAUUCGUCCCUUCAUUCAGCACCAAGUCAUAAUUACCUCAACACUCCUUUCCAUUUCUUUUCGCUCUUUUUCGCUCUUUUCCGCGCCCAUCAUCGUCCGAGUUAGACUCCUCGUGUCAAGCGCCUUCCUACGAUUCAAUCGCGACUUCUAUAACCCUAAUUGUAAUAUUAACUUUCAUCCCAUGGCACGCAUCACCCAUUAUUGAGCCACGCCAUCUUCACACCUCCAUCCACAAUGCGCUCCUACCGCAGCCUUCUUCUCUGCCUCGCCCUUAUCCUGUGUCUGCAAUCCGUGGCAGCAGUCCCGCAAGCCGUGCGUCGACAAGAUGACAGCCCUUCCAACAACACGCCCGCUCCUUCCGCGACGACAAACCUCUCCUUAUCACCUUCAGCGACAGCUACGCCAUCUAGAGAAUCCUCACGGCCAAAGACUGAGUCCACUCGCUCUUCAUCCAUAGCAGAGCCUUCAGCAACUGCUAGCACCGUCAUCCAGGCACCAGCCACUACCACAUCGAAUGAGCCAGUACCCACGAGCUCUGCGGGCGUUUCCAAGAAUCUACUGCCCAUUCAUCCGAAGCUCACACCAGCCAUGGGAUUAAGUGGCGCUUUAUUACUUCUCACAGGCUUGGUAUAUGCCGUCAUUGGCAUCAAGAACAAGUGGAUAUACGUGUUCGGCUCUGCCGCAUAUCUGACUGCACUUGCCGUAACGGUUCUCAUCGUUUACUUGAUGACUCCGCCAGUUACAGAUGCAAUUCAAGGUGCCUUUUUUGUCGCCGCCUUCUUCACCGGAGUAAUAUUUGGUGUCCUGUCGCUGAUAUUUUCUGAUAUCACCGAAGGCUUUGGGUGUCUGCUUGGCGGAUUCUGCCUGAGCAUGUGGUUCUUGAGCCUCAGGAAUGGCGGCUUGAUUCCUUCAGCUACCGGUCGUGCGAUCUUCAUUGGGUGCAUGAGUGCUGGCGGAUACUCACUGUCCUUCAGUCACUACACAAGGAACCACAGUCUCAUUGCGUCGAUCGCGUUUUCGGGCGCCACUGCUACGAUCCUUGGAAUUGAUUGCUUCGCUGGCGCGGGCUGGAAAGAGUUUUGGCUCUAUCUCUGGAAUCUCAACGACAAUGUUUUCCCUUUGAACACUAACACCUACCCUGUGACUAAGAACAUCAAGGCGGAACUGGCUGGCGUUGUUAUCAUUGCAGUGUUUGGGGUCGUGUCACAGAUGCGCGUUUGGAAGGUGGUCAAGGAGCAUCGAGCAAAGAGCGCCACUCAGAAAUUGGAGGAACAGCAGGAUCGAGACCGCGAAGAGGAGGCGCUUGGCCAUGAGAAUGAGGACAAGUUCCAAAAAGAACGUUCGCAAUGGGAAGCCGCCUACGGCGAUAAAAGCAUACAAGACUCGAGCAUCAGAUCUUCCAUCACAAGUCCUAAAGGAUCUACCAGCAUCCAAGGGACGGAAGUCUAUGGCUAUGAUAGUCUGGAAAUGGUCAACAUAUCCAAGGGUGGCGUCAUGGCGUCAACCAACCCCGAUACUCCAGCAGGCACGACGGUCACUGUCAGUGUACUGAGGGACGAAGAUAUCCAGCACAUCGAUGCUCAAGGUAACCCUAUCAACCACAAACAGUUCAAUCCUGUAGUAGGGUCUGAUAGAAACGACACUUUAUCAAACGCCCAAGGAACCGCGCCCUCAGAUGUGACUCGGCCUGUUGUAACGAAUAGGAGCAGUCUUCGCCCUUCCGCCCCGCCACCGCCUCCCGCUAUUGUGCCUCUUCCUUUCACGGUACCACAAGAAGCAGAUGCACAGAGUGAGGAAGAGGACAAUGCUUCUGUGUCUGCCCUUGCGGAGACCGAGCACGAAGCCGACUGCACCCGCAGACCCAUUUCCAAACGUGUUUCUGACAUGUCAGCAAUGAGACGCCAUUCUCGACGCGACAUCUCUGAAUCCCAAGAAGAUCUGAUCAACAUCCCGUAUGUUGAAGAUGACCGAGCAUCAUCCGUCGCCGCGACGUUAGAUGACGACGACGACAAUAUUUCGUUGCAUCACCUUUCUCCUCCCCGCUCACCCAUUGGUACCGAACAUGCGACUUUGAUUGGGACCAGUACUGCAAGAGAACACUCGGACGGUGUAGCUUCUACCAAGGCAUCAAAGAGCGACAAUGUCGAGGCCCGCACGCUGAGCGAAAACGGCGAGGAGAGCACAUCUCAACCAGCCAACUCUCAACCAUUGGGACCCCUCAAAUCCAAUGUGAACGUAGAGCAGAGUAAUCCAACUAACAAGGACACUUCAGAUCUUAGCCCACCACAACCAGCCAUCCGACAAUCCCUUACUAGCAGCACUGAUCCCAAGCCCGACGAGCCUCAAGAGAAACGAUCGUCCCUGCGCGAUUCUCGGAUUCGAGCUGAGACACUUGAUUCUAGCACCAAUAGGAGCAGCGAAGGCCCACAAUUAAAAUCUACGAGAUUAGACGCUUCAUCUGCAGGCUCACAGAUGGAGCAUGCUAAGCCACAAGUUGGCACCCUAAAGGACCGUGUACUUCCCGAGAGGCUCUCCAAGGUUGCCUUGUCGUAUCGUACCAACGAGUGGGCGAAGCACCUGGAAGCCGCGGAGAAGCCUGACUUGGACGAUCUCCUAGUCCCCGCGUCACCUGGCGUCAUCUUGGAGGAAGGCUUCGAGGAGACGCCAGCACCCGUCAGCGAUGAGAUCGCAUCGCCGUUAAUGGGCAGCAAAAAGGCUUCAAAAAGAACCUCAUUAGAAAGUAGAGUGCAUAGAAGCGGUGGUCUGAAUCUCCAGCGAUCUACCUCGACCUUUUCCCAAGGCUCGCUGGUGGACGAGCGGUCAAUGACGCGAUCGCCUCCAGUUGUGUCUCCAGGCGUUGUCUCGCGGUCUAGCUCCGGAACUCGGCUCGACGCUCUUUCGCCUCUUCCAAGUAAUACCCUCAUGGGCCAGCGCGAAAAGUUGAUGAAGAACCGGAUAUCUUCACAAUCGCUAACACCACACACGUCGUCGGGCAAUCUUUUAGCGGACCAAGGCGAGCAAGAGAACAUGACGCUAGCGAAACGGCGACAACUGCUCCAACACCAAACACCAUCACCGAUUCUUCAGCAUCAAGCUUCUAUGACCUCCCAAAGGAAGACGCCUCCGUCGGCAUCCCAGAAGUGGGCGAAGAAAGGAUGGGCGGUACAAGGAGCAGCAGCCGGGUUCGACUCACACCAACCCAAACGAGCAUCUAGUUCACAAUCGGAACAGAAGCGCGAGCAGCUCUAUGCGGGCUGGAGAGAUACCAUGCGAGAUGGGACACCUCAGACGGCUGCCUACAUUGCAGAACAGCAACGUGUAGCGCUGAUGAACGAGAGACGACAGAGAGAGAUGGACAAGCAGCAGCGCGAGAAGAUACAGCAGCAACGCGCGUCGCAAAUAGACAGCAUGAUGCGCAGUGGCCAUAUGAUGGACGCUCAUCGUGAAGCUAUGCGGAAGAUGCAAGCGAACGCGAACAAACGUGCAUAGGUAUAUGCAUGUCACGGACCAGAGGUAGGAGCCGGCGAGCUUCUAAAAGAUAUUCCCAUGGUACGAAGUAGAUAGAUUUAUGACGAGCCACGCGGCUAUUGCAAGUACAUGUGCAGGUACAGGCAGGCAUGACAGGCUUUUCGAUGUAUAAUUUCGCAUAUUGGGCGAUCUUCCGGUAGGGCCAUGUCUAUGCCCUACUAGCAGGGACUGAACGCUGGUCGGAUCAGGUAGAUCAGCACAUCAGCUAAGACGCAAAGUAAUCUUUAGUAGGUACAAUGACAAUCCAUUGCUCACUUGGCUGUCCAUUUGUCGAUGUUGCGUGUGUCACAGUGAAGCUUAGAUGCUAAGCUCGGCCGCCGCCACGACUCACAAGGCUCAGGGGUCCCCCUACCCAAGAACCAGGGAAGC